Molecule: messenger RNA, 2052 nt
Organism: Eimeria maxima
Lineage: Eukaryota; Apicomplexa; Conoidasida; Eucoccidiorida; Eimeriidae
Exons: 6
Coding region: 1-2052 (683 amino acids)
Cellular component (GO): nucleus
Source: RefSeq, a predicted model, not a curated record
AUGCAAGCUGAAAAGGAUGCCUCAGCAAUGCUGCUGCUGCAACCGCAGCAGCAGGGGCAGGAGCAGCAGGAGGAGCAGCAGCAGGGGCAGGAGCAGCAGGAUGAGCAGGAGCAGCAUCAGGAGCAGGAGCAGCAGCAGGAGCAGGACCACAAGCAGGAGCUUUCCACUGCAGCGGGGAACUCCGCAGAGGCACUCACAGCCACUCCCAGCCCACAGCAGCAGCAGCAGCAGAUGAUGAUGAUGCAGCAAGCAGAGCAACAGCCGAAACAGGAGGAGCAACAGCAUACUCCUCAGCUUCUACAGCCCCACAACCAUGCCCACCAACAGCAACAGCAACAACAGCAGCAACAGCAGCAGCAGCAGCAGCAGCAGCAGGAAAUAAAUGGUAUAAUAACAUGGAAUGUGGCGGGAUACAGUGGAGUCACCACGAUUGUACGGGAGGGUUUGACAUGCAGGGCAGACUCGCAGCCCUUUAGCCGUUUCCUCCCCCCCCUACAGCCAGCAGCAGCAGCAGCAGCAGUAACAGCAACAGCAGCAACAGCAACAGAAGCAUCCACAGAAGGUGCAGACCCUAGUAUAAGCCCAGCAAAUACAGAAGCGGCAGAAACAGCAACAGAAAGCACCACAACAGCAGCAAAUGCAGGAACUGCAGCAACAGCAGCAACAGCAGCAGCAGCAGCAGCAGCAGUAGAUUUGUCCGAUGUAUUUGUCUCCCUUGGCUACCCCCAAACCCUUGGUGGUUCAUCAUUUCGCUGCAGGCCUCUCCCCGUCAGCUGCAGCAGCACAGCAGCAGGAGCAACAGCAGCAGCAGGAGCAGCAGGAGGAACAGGAGGUGGGCCCCAUACGCAUAUGGAUGCAGAGGGUAGGGCCCUUAUAACAGAGCAUGCAGGAUUAAUUAUUAUUAAUGUUUAUUCUCCUGCUAGUGGUUAUUGUUGGGGAAGACUUCCUUAUAAACUUCAUUUCUUACAUGGAUUAAGGGCAUUACUUAUACAACAAAGGUUGUUGCGUCGCAAGCCAGUGGUGUUAUUAGGAGAUCUUAAUGCAACAACAAACUGCAAAGAUGUGUCCGUCCUUGAUGCUGUUGUCAACCUUCGUGACUUAUGGCCAGCCCCACAGGCAGCAGCAGCAGCAGCAGCGGGAGCAGCAGCAGCAGCAGCAGAAGGAUGGCAGCCAUGCGCAGCACUGUCACCCUCGCUGCAGCAGAAGCUGCAGAAGGGGGGCCCCCUUAUAGAGCGUCUAUUAAGAGAUCCACAGACGUAUGAGAUAAGGCAGUCUCAGGCUGCUGCUCCUAAGCAGCAGCAGCAACAGCAGCAGCAGCAGCAGCAGCAGCGGCAGCAAGCGGGCAGACGGCGUCAGGGUUUGUUUCGCUUUUUCCUUAAACCGCCAGGGCUAAGGCCAAAACAAAUAGGGAGACCCUUUGAUUCGGAGGCAGAGGCACGCAUGCAUCUAUCUUUGUCUGCAUGGGAAGUCCCUGUGACUAAAGAGACAAUUUGUGGGGUCGCCUCCUCCCCACAGCUUGUCGUGGAGUCGCCUCUGGGAUCGCCUAGGGGACCGAUCCCGGGAUCGGGAUCGGGAUCGCCUGCGGGAUCGAUCCCAGGAUCGGGAUCGCAACCGGGAUCGUCUCCGGAAUCAAUUUCCGAGUCUCAGGGAUCGACUCAGGGAUCAACUCAGGGAUCGACUGUGGGAUCGUAUGCGGGAUCGUCUCAGGGAUCGUCACUGGGAUCGUCUGUGGGAUCGUCUGUGGGAUCGUCUGUGGGAUCGUCUGUGGGAUCGUGUGGUGUUGGUGUUACGGAGUGUGGGGCGGAGGCAUUUAACUUUCGCUUCCUCUGUAGACUGCCGCUAAGCAAAGGAGAAGAAAAAGAAGAAAAAGGAGAAAAAGAAGAAGAACAUAAAGAGACAAUUGAGUGUAUCUACGCAUACACUCCUGAUGGUAAAGGAGGAAGAAGUUGGAUAUGCAAGGAAGCAAAUCGUCUGUCUUUGCUGCACUUAGCUGAUUGCUUCAGCGCUAUUCAGUGUUCUUUUUUUUGUGUUUUUAACGAAAAAAAUAAAUAA